CGAUUUCGUACGGAAAGAGGCGACUCUUUUUUGUUUUAUUCUAGCAGCAGAGGAAGCGCCGGAAAAGCAAAGAGCUCUACUGCUCAGCUCAACUCCAUAGCAGUCACUAGUUUUCCGAGCUUUUUACGCAGCUUCUUCCAUGGAGAAAGGAGUCGAUUCCAAGCCCCAAACCACAGGGUCUCGUCUGUGCUGUGUCUGUAACAAGAGAAGACCCGCCCUCAAGAGACCCAAAACCCUAGACCAGAUUUGCAGGGAGUGUUUCUACGAGGCAUUUGAGGAGGAGAUUCAUCAAGUAAUCGUUGAGAAUCAGUUAUUUAAGCCCGGGGAACGCAUUGCCAUUGGUGCUUCUGGUGGUAAAGAUUCCACUGUCCUCGCAUAUGUCUUAUCCAAGUUGAAUAGGCAGCACCAGUACGGCCUAGAUCUCUUUCUCUUGUCCGUUGAUGAGGGCAUUACAGGAUACAGGGAUGAUUCUCUUGAAACUGUCAAAAGAAAUGAGAUACAGUAUGGACUGCCACUGAAAGUUGUCUCGUACAAAGAUUUAUAUGGAUGGACUAUGGAUGAAAUAGUAAAGGUGAUCGGUCUAAAAAAUAAUUGCACAUUUUGCGGUGUUUUUCGUCGGCAGGCCCUUGAUCGGGGUGCUGCACUGUUGAAAGUGGACAAGGUCGCUACUGGACAUAAUGCAGAUGAUAUUGCUGAAACAGUUUUAUUAAACAUAUUACGUGGUGAUAUUGCUAGAUUGAGUAGAUGCACUGCAAUAACCACUGGUGAAGAUGGACCAAUUCCCCGGUGCAAACCUUUUAAGUACACAUAUGAGAAGGAGAUUGUUAUGUAUGCCUAUUUCAAGAGGCUGGACUACUUUUCCACUGAGUGCAUUUACUCUCCAAAUGCAUAUCGUGGUUUUGCUCGGGAGUUCAUCAAGGAUUUGGAGAGAAUAAGGCCUAGGGCAAUACUUGACAUUAUCAAAUCAGGAGAGGACUUUAGGAUUUCCACUACAACAAAAAUGCCAGAGCAGGGGACAUGUGAACGCUGUGGUUACAUUUCAAGCCAGAAAUGGUGUAAAGCUUGUGUUUUACUUGAUGGGUUGAAUCGGGGUCUGCCAAAGCUUGGCAUCGGACGGAGUCGAGCAGUAAAUAAUGAUUGUAAGAAGGAUGUGAAAGAAAGUAAUGUUACAAAAAGUAUAGAGAGCAAACAAUGUGGAUCUCUGGACUUCUGAUACAGGCCUUAGUUUUGCUCUAGUAGACUUGAAGGCAAACCAGAAGUUUUUCAUAGACUGGUAAGCCCACCGCAAUGUUGCAUAUCUGAUUAUCAUGGUGAUUGUGAUAGGAUCUUAUAUAUAACCGAAACAAGUAAAGAAUUACUUGAAUACAAUCCACUGGCGUCGGCCUCAGCAAUCAGAACAAGGUUGAAUAAAAAAUUCAGAUGUGGAAAAUUGUAACCUAUAUAUUUUUAUCAAAAUUUUGAAGGGCAGUGAAGAAAAUUUUUCUGUGUGUAUUAAGGAAUGGAUAAAUUGGAUGCUGAUUUUUGGAGAAAACUUCCACAUUAGCUGUUAUGAUUGAGAGACGGCAGCUAAUUUGAAUCGGAGAUUUUGUAUCAUCUGCUUGAGGUAUCAAUCUUGGCUUCUACUGUUGACUCUAUUAUUCAUUUUGUUAUAGUGAUUAGAUAAUCAUUUUGCGAGAUACCGGGAUACGCUAAUUUCUUUCUUUAUAUCAUUUUGAAUUUCUCCUAAUAACGACCUGCUGUUAUU
Messenger RNA from Humulus lupulus (European hop), 1744 nucleotides. RefSeq names its product cytoplasmic tRNA 2-thiolation protein 1. The record is from RefSeq and is a predicted model, not a curated record. Gene Ontology annotation, biological process: tRNA wobble position uridine thiolation. Gene Ontology annotation, cellular component: cytosolic tRNA wobble base thiouridylase complex; mitochondrion. The transcript is spliced from 10 exons. Gene Ontology annotation, molecular function: tRNA binding. The coding region runs from base 140 to 1213 and encodes 357 amino acids. NCBI's taxonomy places the organism in Eukaryota, Viridiplantae, Streptophyta, Magnoliopsida, Rosales, Cannabaceae.